AUGCUCUCGUCGCGCAUCUCAGUCCCUCUCCCUCCCACGCCCGAGACCGAAGAUAUUCUCUCGGCCGCCUUGUCGAGCCUGUUCACCGACGACACGCAAACCAACCACGGCACGCCCGGUUCGAGCGUCGUCUACCACUCUCCUCGGUUGGGGAACAUCGGCCUACGCAUCCCGGCCCACCCGGAUGUCGAGGAAGGCCGCAAACUGUUUGCCCACUACCUGUGGAACUCUGGUGUCAUUGCCGCCGAUGCCAUUGAGACGGCGAGUCAUGAACAAGAUGGGGAUGACGAUGAAAAGAAAGACGAUGAAGACAAAUCAUUCGACCGAACCCUAGAGGGUGGUCACGAGAUUCAAGAUGCAACCGAAACUCCUUGGACAUGGAACAGGAAAUACUGGGACGUCAGAAGCAAGCGGGUUCUAGAGUUGGGCGCUGGCACAGCUCUUCCCUCUCUGAUAUGUGCGCUGUCGGGCGCUGCGUCGACCACCAUCACCGACCAUCCCUCAUCACCCGCCCUGACGACGGGUGCAAUUGAGCAGAAUGUCAAAGCCAACGUUUCCGAUCGAAAGCAAACCGUCGAUGUCGACGACAGUAACAGUACCCCUGGACAGCCCGGCCUGUCAUCUGAACCCGACACCCACACCAUCUCCUCAAAACCAAACCACACCAUCUCCUCACAGCCAAACCCGAACCCGAACCCUAACCCUAACCCUAACCCUGUGGUGCAUGUGUUCGGGUAUACAUGGGGCACCGGCAAAAUGUACCUUCCCAACCACUACGGCAAGCCCGCACCACGCCAGCCCGAUGGGUUCGACAGGAUCAUCGUCGCCGAUUGUUUGUGGAUGCCUUCUCAGCACACCAACCUGGUCAAGACCGUCCUGCGAUACCUCGAUCCGCUGCGGCCUGACAGUUAUGCCUUGGUCGUGGCCGGGUUUCACACCGGCCGCGCCAUUGUGCGCCAUUUCUUCCACGUCGCCACGGGCGAGUGGAAAGAUGAAGACCCCGACCCCGACCCUGAGACCGCAUCUCAGGAUCAAGACCCUGAGGUUGCAGAGGUCCAGGGCCGGCUGAAAGCGGUCGAGAUGUUUGAAGUCGACGUCAAUGGCACUCGAAGACCCUGGCAGCCUGCACGUGACGGAGAGACCAAGGUCGACACCAGGAGGUGGUGUGUUUGCGCUGUACUUGUGAGAAGAUGA
This is a messenger RNA of Capronia epimyces CBS 606.96, 1194 nucleotides long. RefSeq lists its product as uncharacterized. Gene Ontology annotation, molecular function: protein-lysine N-methyltransferase activity. The transcript has 2 exons. The record is from RefSeq and is a predicted model, not a curated record. Gene Ontology annotation, biological process: peptidyl-lysine dimethylation. Bases 1 to 1194 code for a protein of 397 amino acids. NCBI's taxonomy places the organism in Eukaryota, Fungi, Ascomycota, Eurotiomycetes, Chaetothyriales, Herpotrichiellaceae.